Molecule: messenger RNA, 1059 nt
Organism: Paraglomus brasilianum
Lineage: Eukaryota; Fungi; Glomeromycota; Glomeromycetes; Paraglomerales; Paraglomeraceae
Source: the annotation of a GenBank genome assembly
AUGUCCCAUAUAACCUCCUCACUCGAGCAUUUGGACCAUUAUAUCAAUACAGCGAUAAAAACACGGGACAUUACUGUCUCAUUUUCUGAUCUCUUUGGAGGCGCAAGGCAUGUUAUCCGAUGGCUAUUCCCCAGCUGGAUGGAUGAACAUUUAGACUUUGUUCAGUUCAAAGAUGGAAUAACUAACAAACUUGUCAAAUGCACGAAUAGAAGUCUCUCGCUCUCAGUCUUGGUCCGUGUAUACGGUAAUAGAUCCGAACUGUUAAUUGAUCGAAGGCAAGAAAUAAGGAAUUUUGUUGUUCUCUCAGAACUAAAUCUUGGCCCAAGACUCUAUGGUAAAUUUACUAAUGGUCUUGUAUAUGGAUUUCUGUCGGGUGACGCUAUCUCUGUGACAGAUAUGUCUAGGCCGGAUAAAAGUAAGCUGAUUGCGAAGCAGCUUGCUAAAUGGCAUGGUGUGCAAUUGGCUGGAGAGAGAGUAUCUGCCUUAUUUACAACGUUGCAGAAAUGGUUGAAUGAAGUUCCAGAGAUGUAUGAAAAUCCCCAGGUUAAUGCAAUAUUUCAAGCUAGAUUUAACAUGGCUAAUAUUAGGGAAGAGAUACAAUCACUCCAACAAGAACUCGAGGCGUUAAGAUCGCCAGUAGUUUUUUGUCAUUGCGACUUGCUGAAUGCGAACUUGAUCUAUAACAAAGAAGGAGAUACAAUAUCGUUUAUAGACGUUGAAUAUGCGUGCUACAACUACCAAGGUUUCGAUAUAGGGAACCAUUUCAACGAGUUCGCAGGGUUUGAAUGUGAUUUCAGUUUAUACCCAAAGAAGGACUUUCAGAAGAUCUGGUUGCAUAAUUAUUUAUCGGCUGUUCAUCCUGACCGUGAUCCAACCGAAGAGGAAAUUGAAAGGUUAUACAGUGAAGUGAAUAAAUUUGCAUUAGCAUCGCAUUGUUAUUGGGGAUUGUGGGCCCUGGUUCAAGCUCGUUUAUCAGAAAUAGAUUUUGACUACAUGGGAUAUGCUAUCAAACGAUUUGACGAAUAUAAUAAGCGUAAGGAGGAAUUCCUUUCGUUGUAA